GUCACCUUUAGUGGACUUUCUCUAUAAUUAAAAUUUAAAUAAAAGUGAACAAGUGUAUUUUGUGGAAACUACAUUCGAAAAAAAGGAAGAGGGAGAGGAGAGAAAAAAAGGAGGGGUACGAGAACGCAAAAGAGGGAGAAGAGAUGAAAUCUAAAUCCAAAUCCUGAUAGUUGGUGUUGGGGCGAGUGCAACAGUGAAAAACAGUAUAUCGAGAAAGCAAACGGUGGUGGGCAGGCGGCGGUGGCAGUAGCAGUAGUAGAGAGCGGCUGGGAGAUUUUUCUCCCCACCGCUUGGAAAAACUGCCCCCACCAACGUGACAGCGUCGAGUUGGUUUGGUGAAGGGAGGUGAGGCGGCGGAGGGCUGGGGGCAGGGGUCUCGGUGGCUGGGGGCGGCGGCCUCAAAAAUACACCGCAACCACACCGCGCGGCUCCACCGCAGAAGCCGCCACCUUCCACCGCCGAACCGAAACGAGACCGCGCGAGUUAAACACCCUUUCGGAGGUGUUCCUUCCCGCCAGGUGAUAUCCACAGAAGAACAAUAAUCGUCACUUGGUGCACUUCAUCGACAAACAAAAAAUCCCAAAAAAGGAAAACUCAAAAAGUUAAUUUUUCCUCAAAAAGUUCAUUUUUUAUAAAAAAAAAGUUCUUUUUUCGUCAAAAAAUCCUGUCCUGAGUGAAUAAGUGUCAGUGGAAAAGAAUUCUUGUACCGAAAUUACCCCAAAAAAAGGGGCACUUCCUUACUCUUCAGUAAUUUUACCCUAAAUUUAAAUUUUUCACCCUAUUUUUAUUUUUCCCACUAUUCUUUUUGACUACUUUCAUUUUUUUACAGUAUUUUUAUUUUUCAGACCAACUUCCUAUUUUUUACAGUAUUUUUUUUCCUUCCCGUAUUUUAAAAUAUUUCCAAGUGUCAAUUUAAUUUCCCUCCCCCGAAGUUCUGGAACAAACGUCAAGUGCGAAACAAGAGACAAAUUUUGAAUUCUAAUCGAGGUGCGUAGCGAUUGUUUUCGAGAAUCGAGAGUUGCGCGAGUGUUCGCGAAAAUAGUUUUUUUUUUAUUUUGAGAUAAAAAAGAAAAAAAAAUGUGUCUUCUAAAGAGGGAAAAAGAGAAAUCAGAGGGUUGUUACUGACGAGGAGGAUUUCAAUAAAAGGGAAUUUUCUCCGCGACUUGGCAGACGAGAGAAGUAAGAACAAGAAGAAGAAUUUGCAAACGGAUCCUUUCGUUUGGAGAUCCGUCGUCGCGGGAUAAUGAAAUAAGGAUCAAAGAAGGACAAAUUCUCUUCACCCUCUAAAACAUGUGUAUAGCUUUUCUGUAUCAGUGAAAAAAACAAAUCUAAUUUCGAAACCCAAAAUCAAUUUCCCAAUUCUUCAAUUCCAGUAUUUGUGGUGCUUGAAAAUAUUUUCCUUGGGGAAAAAAAAGUCGAAGGAAAAUACGAAACAAAAAGGAAUCAAAAGGGAAAUAAAAAGGUAAAGAAAAGAGAAAAGAAAGGAGAAAAUAUUUUCCUUGGAAAAAAAAACCUGAAGGAAAAUACCGAAACGAAAAGGUAACAAAAAGGUAAAGAAAGGAGAAAAGAAAGAAGAAAAGAAAGGGGGAAAGAAAGAGGAAAAAAAGACGAAAAAAAAGGAAAAACAGAAGACAAAUAAAUUCAGGGAGAAAAAUGAAUUAAUUCCGGAAAAAUAGUGAUUGUUAUUGUUCCAAAAACAAAAAAGAGUGAUUUUCUUUUUUUUCACCCAAAAAAAUUAAAAUAUCGAGAAUGUUAGUGAUUUUCGAAUAAAAAAAGGCAGAUGACGAAUCCAUCGCGAGAUUCACGACCCGAGGAUCAGCCUCUGGGUUUGGACUACAGUGAUCCAAGAUCGACGCACGUCAAUCAUCAUCACGUGCAUCAUGUGAAUAAUGUGAGUCAUCUGAGUGGCUCUCGAAUUCGAAGGACUCGGGGUUCGUCGAGACGGAGAAUGCACUUGGCUGGUGAAGUUCCUCCGCAGAGUUCAACUGGUGGUAAUCACAUAGCCGAAUAUGUGCUCACUGCCGAUAUUCUUGCCGAACGUACGUUGGAUGGUUUGCUCGCCGAACAUCCUGGAGAACUCGUCAGGACAGGUUGUCCUCAUCUUGUUUGCACUGUUCUGCCGUCGCACUGGAGAUCAAAUAAGACAUUACCGGUGGCAUUUAAGGUCGUCGCUCUUGGCGAAGUUGGCGAUGGAACAUUGGUUACAGUGCGUGCUGGUAACGACGAGAACUGUUGUGCUGAACUACGCAAUUCAACUGCCCUGAUGAAGAACCAAGUCGCAAAGUUCAAUGACCUCAGGUUCGUCGGCAGAAGUGGAAGAGGAAAGAGUUUUACGUUAACGAUCAUGCUGCAAACGACGCCACCCCAAAUAGCCACCCUCUCGAAGGCGAUAAAAGUGACUGUCGACGGUCCCCGAGAACCUAGAUCCAAAACAAAUGAUGGAAUUAUGUAUAACACAUCUGUGCAAGCUUAACAGCGACGUGUCAGUGUUACUACUAAACAUUUGCAGAUGCAACAGAAUAGUAUUAUAUAUGUAUAUAACUAAAUUAAAUCAGGCUUUAUGUAACAUUUUUUAGUUUAUUUAAUAUUUUUUGUAUAUACAAUUUUUUAGUAUUAAAUAUAACUGUUAUUUUUUUUGUAUUAACUUCGAUUGAUAUUAUAAUUUAUUUUUUCUUUGUGAACAAGAAAACCCAUGUAUAUUCUUUUUUCAGUAUGUAGUAAAAUAUAAUAAAUUCUGAAAAGAGAACUGGAUCCAGUUCUAAAACGUCAAAUUAAGAAAUUUUUAAUUGACAUGUCCUUUUGGAGAUCGUGAGUAAAUUAUCACGUACUUCUUCGAGGGAUAAAAUUGGUUAAACCUAUUUUCUCUCAUAUUUUAUAGAAAAAUAUUAAAUACGUAUUGUUUUAAUAUUCAAUUAAUAACACUACUGGCCAUGCGUAAUAAUGAUAGAACACUACUGCGCAUGCG
This is a messenger RNA of Leptopilina heterotoma, 2965 nucleotides long. RefSeq names its product runt-related transcription factor 1-like. Bases 1781 to 2473 code for a protein of 230 amino acids. Gene Ontology annotation, molecular function: DNA-binding transcription factor activity, RNA polymerase II-specific; ATP binding; RNA polymerase II cis-regulatory region sequence-specific DNA binding. The transcript has 5 exons. Gene Ontology annotation, biological process: regulation of DNA-templated transcription. The record is from RefSeq and is a predicted model, not a curated record. Gene Ontology annotation, cellular component: nucleus. Lineage: Eukaryota; Metazoa; Arthropoda; Insecta; Hymenoptera; Figitidae.